GGGGAGCCUGAGAGCCUGGGGGGGCUGCAAAAAGAGAGAAAGAAAACAGCAGGAACCACAACAAAACGCCAGCAGGGCGGGCGGGCGCGCAGCAGCAGCGGGGCGGCCGAGGCAGGAACGGCGGCAGCGGCGGCGGCGGCGGAGGCAGCGGCCGGUGCCCGGCUCGGGCUCGGCUCCCGCGACCCCGGGGCGCCCGGUGGGCCCCCCGCCCCCUCCCCCUCCCCCCUUCCCCUUCCCCUUCCCCUCCCAGCGCGCCCGCGCGCCCCGCGGCCCUCGGCGAGCAGCUCGGCUCCCCCCCAGCGCUCCCCGGGCCCAAAGAUAUGGCAAUGGUAGUUAGCAGCUGGCGAGAUCCGCAGGACGACGUGGCCGGGGGCAACCCCGGCGGCCCCAACCCCGCAGCGCAGGCAGCCCGCGGCGGCGGCGGCGCCGGCGAGCAGCAGCAGGCGGGCUCUGGCGCGCCGCACACGCCGCAGACCCCGGGCCAGCCCGGAGCGCCCGCCACCCCCGGCACGGCGGGGGACAAGGGCCAGGGCCCGCCCGGUUCGGGCCAGAGCCAGCAGCACAUCGAGUGCGUGGUGUGCGGGGACAAGUCGAGCGGCAAGCACUACGGCCAAUUCACCUGCGAGGGCUGCAAAAGUUUCUUCAAGAGGAGCGUCCGCAGGAACUUAACUUACACAUGCCGUGCCAACAGGAACUGUCCCAUCGACCAGCACCACCGCAACCAGUGCCAAUACUGCCGCCUCAAGAAGUGCCUCAAAGUGGGCAUGAGGCGGGAAGCGGUUCAGCGAGGAAGAAUGCCUCCAACCCAGCCCAACCCCGGCCAGUACGCACUCACCAACGGGGACCCUCUCAAUGGCCACUGCUACCUGUCCGGCUACAUCUCGCUGCUGCUGCGCGCCGAGCCCUACCCCACGUCGCGCUAUGGCAGCCAGUGCAUGCAGCCCAACAACAUCAUGGGCAUCGAGAACAUCUGUGAGCUGGCCGCGCGCCUGCUCUUCAGCGCCGUCGAGUGGGCCCGCAACAUCCCCUUCUUCCCGGAUCUGCAGAUCACCGACCAGGUGUCCCUGCUCCGCCUCACCUGGAGCGAGCUGUUCGUGCUCAACGCGGCCCAGUGCUCCAUGCCCCUGCACGUGGCGCCGCUGCUGGCCGCCGCCGGCCUGCACGCCUCGCCCAUGUCCGCCGACCGCGUCGUGGCCUUCAUGGACCACAUCCGCAUCUUUCAGGAACAGGUGGAGAAGCUCAAGGCGCUGCACGUGGACUCGGCCGAGUACAGCUGCCUCAAAGCCAUCGUGCUGUUCACGUCAGAUGCCUGUGGCCUGUCGGAUGCCGCCCACAUCGAGAGCCUGCAGGAAAAGUCCCAGUGUGCAUUGGAGGAGUAUGUGAGGAGCCAGUAUCCCAACCAGCCCAGCCGCUUCGGCAAACUGCUGCUGCGACUGCCCUCCCUGCGCACAGUGUCCUCCUCUGUCAUUGAGCAGCUCUUCUUCGUCCGCUUGGUAGGUAAAACCCCCAUCGAAACUCUCAUCCGAGAUAUGUUACUGUCUGGGAGCAGCUUCAACUGGCCUUACAUGUCCAUCCAGUGCUCCUAGACCUUGGGCACUUCCCAUCUUCCCCUGCUUCCCCUAGAGACUCAGAGGACUCACCCAGGCCAAGGACCCCAAAGCCUCGGGUACUCUGGUGAGGUGGACCAGGCAGGCCAGCCGAGGGGGAGGUGGGCUGGGGACAGAAGCAGCUACUCAGCAAAAAUGCAUCCUGAGCUGCAAACCUAGGAGAAAAAGAGACUCUUUUAGGAUCAGAUCUGUGAGCACGUUGGGAAGGAAAGAAAAAGGAUUUUUCUUUCUGGUGGGAAAAUGAAAAAAAAAAAACAAGGAAGAGAGGACCAUGAAAAUUUUAAUAAAAUAGAAGGAGACUGGUGGACCUUCCAGGAUUUCUUGUGGAUGGAUGUGGAUAUAUUCUGUACAGAAAACAACACAUAUGGAAGUGGACUGAAUCCUAUGUAGACACACACACAAACACACACACACACAUACACACACACACACACACUGAACAUUGUUAUUCAUUUUGUAAAAUACUAGUCUUUAUUUUCAUUUUUGUAAAAUUUAAACAUCGUAUGCGCAUAAAGAAAAAAGGAAACAAGAAUUAGGGGAAAAUAACAUUUUCCAAAUAAUUAUAAAAAUUGUCCUGUGUCUAUGUAUCUAUAUCUGUUUUGUAUUUUUUUCUGGUUCCAAACCAGAUUUCCUGUGAUUCUAUACUAAUAAUUUUGAUAUAACCCUUUGCUUCUUAUAAUGAGUGCGAUAUAUGUUGUCGAGGCUGUUCUUCAAGAAUUAAAAUUGAAGUGAAAAUUUAAACAAAAAUAAAAGAAUUUAGCAAAAUCCA
Molecule: messenger RNA, 2376 nt
Organism: Dipodomys spectabilis (banner-tailed kangaroo rat)
Lineage: Eukaryota; Metazoa; Chordata; Mammalia; Rodentia; Heteromyidae
Gene: Nr2f1
Product: nuclear receptor subfamily 2 group F member 1
Exons: 3
Coding region: 321-1586 (421 amino acids)
Biological process (GO): negative regulation of transcription by RNA polymerase II; anatomical structure development; positive regulation of transcription by RNA polymerase II
Molecular function (GO): zinc ion binding; nuclear receptor activity; RNA polymerase II cis-regulatory region sequence-specific DNA binding
Source: RefSeq, a predicted model, not a curated record